This is a messenger RNA of Plasmopara halstedii, 5292 nucleotides long. RefSeq names its product Transcription factor IIB. NCBI's taxonomy places the organism in Eukaryota, Oomycota, Peronosporomycetes, Peronosporales, Peronosporaceae. The record is from RefSeq and is a predicted model, not a curated record. Gene Ontology annotation, molecular function: protein binding. Bases 1 to 5292 code for a protein of 1763 amino acids. The transcript is spliced from 8 exons.
AUGCCAGUGUGGCAGGAACCAUUUGUUGAAGUGAUUAAGUAUGGAAUGACACAUAACAACGUUGGUUGGCACACACAAGGCCACGUUGAGCAGACUCAGGAUAAACAUAUUCAUCAGAAUAUUUUCAAGAUUCGCGGAGCUAUUGCCGCUACAAACUUUCUUCGAGUGCCAAGGGAUAUCUCAAAAGGAACUCACGGACUUGGUCUUACUGGGCGCUACGUAUAUCUCCAAGUUCGACGAAUUAAAAAUCUUCCGAUGACAAUUCAUCUGGAUUUUGUCACGAGCAAAAAGACACCAUUGCGAUUUACCCUGAGCUCCAUUUAUGAGCUUUUUCGAGGUACUGGGACUGUACUGAGAGUACCGUUAAGUCUGGAUACCAGAUGGACUGUUGUUGUCGUCGAUAUGGUGCGCUUACUGGAGCGUCAUUCCUACACCCAGCACGCACGAGAUACCUAUCGUCAUCUGAAGGCUGUAACUUUGUGUGCCUCAAUGAAUCUUCGCAACUUUUUUGUGUCUGCUACGCUGUUCACAACCGAGACUUUACCCAGCUCACUACAAUUUGCAAGCGAUUCAAAGCAUCCAAAUUGCUGGAUUAUCAUACCUUCCGAUGAUGUCGACGGUGUCAAUCACCAAUUUCUUGAUCUGACUAAGCAGGAGGAUCUUCGGAUUGCUGCAUCGCCCACGUUAGAUCCAAAGCGCCAAAGCUUAAACAAAUCCACAAAGUUCAUUCACAGCAACACCAGAAUUGUAAAAUGUUUGCCAUCAUACGACGCGCCAAGCGCCACAUCAGACGUUCUGUUCAAUACAUUCGAUAUUCAGUCUAAGAAAGACCCGUUUUCAUCCAACACAGUGAUGCCAGUCAAUCAGGAGAUGGUAGAGAAUCCAGAUCUCAUUGACUUUGCGUAUCGGGCAUUCUAUUCACCUAAAUGUACACAGCAAGAAGCAUGCACACAACUUAUCUCGUCACCCACAAAGGCUGAUAAGUCAGAUCCAAUCUUAAAACUUGAGCGUAUUAUCGGGUUCUCGAAUGACUACUUUCGCAUGCUUCUUUGGGUUCCUGACGGUUCGGCAUAUGUCUAUGCUAAUAACUCAACGAUCGUCUAUCGAGAAUUUUCUGACGAAAAAAAUGUUUCAAUGGAGACCUUUGAUUCUGCAAAGGGAUCUAAUAUAAUAGAUAAUUUAGCUUCUACAACCAGAGAAUCUUUCAUGUAUGGUCACAAUUCUGCGGUUUGCGCUCUUGCGAUCACGAGCGACGGACGUUUUCUUGCAUCUGCAGAAUUGCCAUCACAGACAAAACAAAAUGCCGUUAGGCUCUGGAAUCUCACAAGUCGCGAAUGUAUCACCGUCGUCCAGGCUCAAUCAAAAGGUGUAGAUGUGCUUUGCUUUUCACCUCGUUCAAAAGAUCUGUUGAUGCUCUGCAUUGUGGGUCGCGACGAGUGCUUUCGUACGCAAAUUUUAAUUUGGAAUUGCUUGAAUCUUCUUGGAAGCACACCUUCUGUAGUACAAUUACUGGCACGACAAACAUCCGAUUUUCCAAUAAAUCGGAUUGCCUUCUCUCCAUACGAACAGCAAGACCAUUAUCACCUCAUAUCCUGUGGUCGUGAAAAUAUCCGCUAUUGGCGUGUGAAUUCGAAGUCAGGCCAUCUAACCGGAUCUCCUGUAAUUUUAAACGAGUAUUCUCGUGGAAUUGAGUUUACAGAUAUCGGUUUUGAUCCGCUUUUCGAGACACAUCCAUCCAAUAUCCACCCAGUGCGUCCAUUGUACGUUUCAUCAAGCCUCGGUACUUUACUAGUGAUCAACUAUGAUUCCAAAGAUAUUCUUUGUGUAUACCAGCUUCACGAUGCCAAAAUCAACUGUUUAUCGAUUAAUGAAGGCUUCUGUGUUACUGGAUCGGAUGACUGUUUUCUUCGUGUGUGGCCGUUAGAUUUUUCGGAUUUCUUCUUAGAAGCUCAACAUGAAGCUGGGAUCAAGUGCAUAGAUGUAUCAGUAGAUGGAAUCAAAGUGCUCGUUGGUAGUCGUAAUAAUGCAAUUGGAGUUUUGGAUAUCUCAAGUCAAGAAUACACGACUUUGCUGCGUUGUCAUACGAAAAAGAUCACGGCCAUGACAACAACACCUUGGAAAUCUCCUCCUGCGUCUUUGUUACAUGAAGAUGCAAAAUUGAGUACUUCGAAAAGUGAGCUGGUAACUGCAUCAGAGGAUGGCACUUUGCGAGUUUGGGACACGUCGUCUGGACAGCAGCUGUAUGAGUUUUACUUUGAGCAAGAAAGUGUGACAAGUUUGGCUGCUUCACCUCUUAAUUGUGGCAUUGUCGCAGUGGGUUUUGAUUCAGGCUUCACGCGAAUCUUUGACGUUCAUCAGGUAUCAGAGACUGGUACAACGGAAUCGCAAUCAAGCUUUGUGCACGAGCUUAAGCAGCAUCAAAGCGCAAUUCGGCACAUCGCAUUCGAUGUUAGUGCGCACCACCUUUUUAAUUCAGGAGAAGGCAGACAAUUGUGCUUGUACGAUGCCAAAGAUCAAGAGUACGUGCCACUCAAGAUGGUACUUGCCGACUUUGAUCCUGAGGAUGGUCAUUUCGAAGUGAGCCACAACGGUAAAUGGCUAGCAUUCAUCAGUAGUGAUCAUCGAGAGAUAGUGAUGCUAAAUCCGUAUUCGUUGCGUGUCAUUUCUAAAAUCCAACCUCCAAAGCAGAGACAAGAGGACACGUUAAAAGUUGCACGUUUCAAUGUCAACUCGUCCGAGUUGCUUGUAUUAUCGAUGAGAGAUCGACUUCACAUUUUCUCAUUGCCAGAACGUCAAUGGGUUCAGUCGUUGUCGCUCUGUGGUCAAAAUGGUAUAAGUUCUUUUCUGAUGAGUUUCAAUGAAAAGUACAUGAUAUCUGGAGGAAUGGAUGGGUCAAUACGUGUUUGGGAUUGGGAUGACAAAAGACGACGAGGUCGAAUUCACCAGUCGUUUUUCGGUCACACUGGGAGAGUAAACAACUUGGCUAUUACAAGAGAUGGUCAAAGCCUUGUCGCUACGGGAAACCUGAACGCAAUUAGCAUCUGGCGAGUCUGCGUCAACUCAUUCAUUUUCAAAGAAACAACGAAAGGAUACAAAGAGCAAACGCUUGCUGUAUCCGACGAAAAUUCGAGUAAGAAGGCAAAUUCGCAAGCCAGACCUACCGAGAUAUCAAACUUUAGACUAGGUUUGAAAGCUUUUCAGCUUAAUUUUGAAGGAUUAGAAAUCACACAGCGUGGAGAGGUUACAUGUCUAUCAAGCGAUUCAACGAAUGUGCAAGAAGUCGAAUGUCCAACAACGGUUGUGAAUACAACUACAAGUUUCGUUGGUGACCUUGUUCUUUCUCAAACAAUUUGCGGAUUCUGUUCAUCUAACUUUGCUUGGUCUUACUCCAUGGGUAAAUUGCUAAUGACCACUGGCUCAAUGUUAGUGGUGGAGAAUAUUGCUACGGGUAAACAAGAGUUUUAUGAUGAUGCUAGCCAACCUGAGAUGGAUGAAUCAAAUGAGAUUGCGUUACUGCAACUGUCACCUGAUGGUGCCUAUGUCGCGACAAUUUCGUCUCGAUUUGACUAUGUGAUAAUUCGAUCCAUUGCCGGCAAUCGUGAAGUCAAGACAUCGUCUCAUGAGGACAUAAUUGCACAGUGUGACAGUGAAAAGAUUCGAAUCAAUCUACUUCCGUAUACUCGUGUUGUCACUUGUCUAGCAUUUGCUCAGAAUUUCAACCAAAAAAGAAUCGACAAAGUGGUCUGUAUGGCUUGUGAGGUCGAACAAUCCCAAACCGGAGUUGUAAUCGCUAGCCUAAGGCAACGAAGUAUUAUUUGGUCUAGUAUAAGCGCAGGCGGAACGCAACUACCUCGCAUUCGACAAAUCAUAGCGACUUCCGAUUCUCAGUUUCUUUUACUAUCUACUGAGCUCAGCAGUAUCAGCACCGUUAAGGUCUAUCAAAAUGAAAUUGAAGAUGAUUCUAAUAUCGCGAUAGAAGCUGUGAUUGAGCCGUUAAUCAAUGCUUUUCCCACUCAAGUGCAGCUCUUUAGUCUGUUUAGCAAGGAAGGACAAUCAGAUCAAUUGCGCUACCUCGUAGGCAUCGAUAACGAUCGAUACUGCUACUUCUAUGACCUUCAGCACCGAUCUUUUGUUGCGACGACUCAACUAUUAAUUCCUAUCAAAUUCAAGAGUAGCAAUAACCAGGUCAAUGAUCAAAAGGGUGUAUCUUCUUUUUUGGUCGAGGUCAUGGAGUGGGUGACUACGGCUGAAAAGUCUCUGAUUAUUACCGGUUCAACAUCAGAGAGCGUACUUUUUGUUCAUGCACUCCCCAUGUUAUCAACAAAAUAUUCAACUCGUAUUCAAAUAGAUUGGCAGCGUUUGGCUCGAGCAGGUGUUUCGCUUAUGUGUCAAAUUUCUUUGCCUGAUGGUGGGUUACUGCGAGGUCUUUCAGUUGAUCCCGCUCGUGAUGUUGGCAUUGCCACGACGAAUUAUGGUACAGCUAUCCUCAUUCAUUUCGAAGCAUGUCCGACAACAAAAGUGCUUCGAGAAACGGCUAGGGGCAAUAUCAAACACAGCCAGCCUUUUGUUGCUAUAAGAAAUGCCUCCUGGGCCCUUGACGGCACCGUGAUCCUGUUGACUUCUGAAAAUGACAACGCUAUUCGCGUAUGGCUUCCAGAAAUAGCGAGAGAAAUUGCAGCGUUUAAAACUGACUCAGCAACUUGCACUUGUUUUGCAGUCAAUCCGUUCUCGACUAAUGGCGUACCCCAGUCAAUGGUCAUGGCUGGAUACAGCGAUGGAUCGCUUCGAGUGUUUGAUCUUUGUGACAUGCGCCUGUUAUCAAAAUUUGAGCUUUCAUUAUCACAAGUUAAGUCAGCGCGAAUUGAAGGCGCGAUAUUUGUUCGAAUAGUCUUUGUAGGCUCAUUUUCUGCACUCAUCGUAACACAUGACAGUCGUGUAAUGCUCGUGAACAUAGCAAAUGCGUUAUUAGAAUCUGAAGAAGCUCAAGUCUGUGACACUCAAGCACGUCAAACUCCUUCAAAGCGAAUGAGAUCUCGGGCUUACAAGAAAACGCUACGUCAACGUUCAGGAACGAAGUUGAAGCCUCAUUCUUCGAGGAGAACGAAAAGGGAUUACCAUGUGGUCUACCAAAUGUUAUCUUUGCUCCCGACAAUAUCAAAUUUGACACAAGGUGAAGAGAUCUCCAUGGAAAUUGGGGUUGUUGAAGUGAUGGAAUCAAGUGACAUGGAUAUUCACCCCUUCCUCAUCGUGAUCAAGUAUACUGGUUUAGCUAGGUCUCACGUAGAGAAAUAA